AUUCGACAUCGGCUACAUGAGCUGUCAUUUCUUUAGCUGAUGUUUUGAUUUGAAUAUUGAUUAAAAGUUCAACUUUGUGGAAAUUAUUUUUCAAUAAUGAGUGUAGAAUUGUGGUUCGAAACCGACAGUGAGGACGAGGAGGAUUAUGCUAACCUGGCAGCAGAACGUAGGCGGAUCAGGGAUAACUCGAAUCCGCUUGAUCAAACAGAAAAAUCAUUCAUCCGACUGUUCAGAGUUUCAAAGGAUAUUUUCGUAUACCUUCUGGAAAUCAUUACUGCAAAAAUCAACCCAGUUCAAUUGUCCACGUCUGUUUCUCCAACGGUCAUGUUAGCAGCAUCGUUGAGAUUUUUUGCAGAAGGUAAUUACCAGAAAGGCGUGGGAAACGACCGAUAUAUUGGCUUGGCACAACCAACAAUGUCAAAAGUGCUGCAAAUUGUAUUGGACAUCAUUGAAAAUGAAGUGUGUCCUACUGUUAUCCAGUUUCCGUCCGAAGAUCGAGAAACAAAUGCCAUUAAACUGGCGUUCUACCAGAAAACUGGAUUUCCAGGAGUAAUUGGAUGCAUAGACGGAACCCACAUAAGCAUCAUCCCACCGGCUCGCGAUAAACAUCUGUAUUAUAAUCGGAAAGGAUUUCACAGUCUGAAUGUUUUGUUGGUUUGUGAUAAUAACUUAAUGAUCCGCUAUCUCGAUGCUAAUCAUCCAGGAUCCUCCCACGAUUCUUUUGUAUGGAACGGCAGUUCAUUAAAUCAGCUGUUAUUUCAAAAGUACAAUAACGGGGAGAGGAGCUCCUGGUUACUCGGUGAUGCUGGUUACCCUUUGAAACCAUUUCUUAUAACACCUUUCCUUACAGGAGCCAAUAAAAUCGAACGACACACUAGGUUCAAUGACAUACAUUCCAAAACCCGAAUCACCGUGGAACGGUCCAUUGGAGUGGCCAAGAAUACGUUCCGGUGUUUAUUAGGAGCAAGACAACUUUAUUAUACACCUGAAAAAACCACAAAGAUUAUCAACGUUUGUGUUGCCCUACAUAAUCUCCGCAUUCAACAUAAAAUGGAUUACGACGAACCGGAAUUAGCAGAUGAAGGAGAAGAUUUAGAUUUGCGUGAUGUUAACGGAAAUCAAAAUGAGGGAGUAAGAAUCAGAGAACAAAUUUUGAAUAACAUUUUGUGA
Messenger RNA from Armigeres subalbatus, 1170 nucleotides. RefSeq names its product putative nuclease HARBI1. The coding region runs from base 97 to 1170 and encodes 357 amino acids. NCBI's taxonomy places the organism in Eukaryota, Metazoa, Arthropoda, Insecta, Diptera, Culicidae. The transcript is spliced from 5 exons. The record is from RefSeq and is a predicted model, not a curated record.